GUACCAAUUACAGGUAAAUCACUUUGCAAAUUACUCUUAACAUUCAACAGAUUUCAGGAAUGGAUAUUGGCUUAGCAGUUGGUGGUGCAUUUCUCUCUUCAGCUUUGAAUGUUCUCUUUGAUAGGCUUGCUCCUCAUGGUGAACUUCUCAAGAUGUUUCAGAAGAAUAAGCAUGAUGUUGGGCUUUUAGAGAGGUUGGAGGACAUUUUGCUUGGUCUUCAGAUUGUGCUAAGUGAUGCAGAGAAUAAGCAGGCAUCAGAUCCACUCGUGAGGAAGUGGUUGAAUAAGCUUCAGCGUGCUGUGGACGGCGCUGAAAACCUCUUGGAAGAAGUCAAUUAUGAGGCUUUGGGGCUCAAGGUGGAAGGUCAACAUCAAAAUCUUGUAGAAACAAGUAACCAUCAAGUAAGUGACCUCAACCUGAGCUUGAGUGAUGAUAUUUUUCUUAACAUAGAAGAGAAGUUGAAAGACACCAUUACAAAAUUGGAGGUGUUCGAAAAGCAAAUCGGUCGCCUUGGCUUACAGAAGCAUUUUGAUUCGGGUAAAAAAAUAGAAACUAGAACACCUUCAACUUCUUUGAUUGAUGAAUCUGAUGUCUUUGGUAGGCAGAAUGAAAUAGACGAAUUCAUUGACCGUUUAUUGUCUAAGGAUGCAAGUGAAAAAAGUCCGACUGUUGUCCCUAUUGUUGGAAUGGGGGCGUGGGCAAGAUAACACUUGCUAAAGCUGCUUACAAUGAUGAGAAGGUAAAAAGCUAUUUUAAUUUGAAAGCUUGGUUUUGUG
Messenger RNA from Capsicum annuum, 776 nucleotides. RefSeq names its product putative disease resistance RPP13-like protein 1. The transcript is spliced from 2 exons. NCBI's taxonomy places the organism in Eukaryota, Viridiplantae, Streptophyta, Magnoliopsida, Solanales, Solanaceae. The record is from RefSeq and is a predicted model, not a curated record. The coding region runs from base 60 to 707 and encodes 215 amino acids.